Alnus glutinosa is the source of this 861-nucleotide messenger RNA. RefSeq names its product photosynthetic NDH subunit of lumenal location 2, chloroplastic. The record is from RefSeq and is a predicted model, not a curated record. NCBI's taxonomy places the organism in Eukaryota, Viridiplantae, Streptophyta, Magnoliopsida, Fagales, Betulaceae. The coding region runs from base 83 to 670 and encodes 195 amino acids. Gene Ontology annotation, biological process: photosynthetic electron transport chain; photosynthesis. The transcript is spliced from 2 exons. Gene Ontology annotation, molecular function: calcium ion binding. Gene Ontology annotation, cellular component: chloroplast; extrinsic component of membrane; photosystem II.
UGGAUUUUCAAUCAGAAAUCCCCCUUAAUUACGGUACCACCACAAUUUCUUAUGAGCUGAGUUCCUCCUUGAGCCAUCAAUCAUGUCCACCUUCACUCACACGACCACUCCCCUCCACGCCCAACUCGCCAAACCCCGCAGCCGCAGCCCGAAAAGAAGCUCAUUCCCAAAAGUUGAAGCCUCAUUUCCGGGUGAAGAAAAUGUGUCGACCCACCGACGACAAUUUGUGACGACUUUGUUUGCCACUACUUCAAUGGCGGCGCUUGGUCUGCUCGGAACCCCGCAAGCACUAGCCCAGAAUUGGGGCACGCGUUCAUUCAUAAGGGAACAUUUUUUUGAGCCGGGCUUGUCACCGGAAGACGCGGUGGCGAGGAUUAGGCAAACUGCUGAGGGGCUGCACAGCAUUAGGGACAUGUUGGAGACCAUGUCUUGGAGAUAUGUCAUCUUUUACAUUCGCCUCAAGCAGGCUUAUCUUUCUCAGGAUCUUAAAAAUGCCAUCACUACGUUGCCCGACGGCCGCCGGGACGAUUAUGUUAAAACUGCUAACGAGUUGGUAGAUAACAUGCUUGAGCUUGACUAUUAUGUUCGGACGCCAAAAGUAUAUGAAUCGUACCUAUACUACGAGAAGACAUUGAAAUCAAUAGAUGAUCUUGUGGCACUAUUUGUUUAGCCUAUAUAUAUAUAUAUAUAGUACUGCAAGGAGUUGCAGAUACAAUUAAGGUGAUGAAAAGAAAAGAUGUUGAAUUUUAGGAGACUUCUGCUAAACUCUUAAUUGGCAGUCUUUGUUGUUUUUUUUUUUCAUGUAAAAUGCAGCUUAAAUGAUGUAAUGUGAAGAGAAAUGUUGAAAGAUUUGGAAAAGAA